UCGUUUGUUGUUAUCGUUUGUUGAUUGAGGGGCGAUGACGAUCGAGGGAUCGGAUAGGGUGUUCAUCCUGUCAUUCGUUCCCAGAUACAGCUGGGACUUGCUUAACUGUCAAAAGUGAACAACUUGUCGAACAAGAAGAUUAACAUUUGUCAACCCCUAAAGUUGCGUUAGCUUUCAGGGGCAACGAGGAAGGAACCAUCUGCCGAAACAGUUUACCACAGUGUUGAGUACCUCGGUUAACAGGCCAAUCUCUCCUUUUAAAAAUUCUACCCUUCCAUAUAACUACACCAAGGAGCCGAAGCUCAACCCCCCACAAGCGCAACUAGGAAGGAGUAUACACCAAAAUCAAGAGAAACAGCUGACAGUUUCUGUGUAAACCACUCAACUGCACGUCUUGCUGGAGACAUUAAUAAAAUGGAUAGUAAGGAAAAAGACCAUAUUCUUAGCCUGAAAGUUAUGAGACUGACUCGACCCUCACUAUUUACGGGUCUUGCCAUUGGCAGUGAUGCUCGAGAUUUGCCAGGUGAUCAUCUCAAUGCAGAUAUUCGUGCUGAUAUAGCUAUUCCUCAGGGACUUCCUAACACUGGGGUCGGGCACAUGUUGCUGCUGCCUCAGAGCUUUGGGAACAUUUACCUUGGCGAAACCUUCUCUUGUUGUCUCUGUGUCCACAAUGAUGGGAAUGAUGCCAUCCGAGAAGUUUCAAUUAAGGCUGUCUUGCAAAUGAGCAACCAACGGGUGCCAUUGCUGGGUGAGGAAGACAAUGAAAUGCUACAUCAGCUUGAAGGAAAUGGCACCAUCAAUGAGGUUAUACAGCAUGAAGUUAAGGAUAUUGGCACUCACAUCUUGGUUUGUGCUGUAAGUUAUUUGUCAGCUUCUGGAGAUCGACUUAACUUUCGCAAAUUCUUCAAGUUCCAAGUCAUGAAGCCUCUGGAUGUAAAGACCAAGUUCUAUAAUGCAGAGGAUUUUGUUUCAGAUGAGGUUUACCUUGAAGCUGGAGUCCAAAACAUUACAUCUGGGCCACUCUGCUUAGAAAAAGUGGAGCUUGAACCUUCACCAUUCUUUUCAGUUACACCUAUGAAUAAGAUUUCUCAAGAAUCGAAUAUGUUGGUGUUUGGAAGAAUGAAUGUCGUCAACCCCCAUGACACCAGACAGUACUUGUAUUGCCUCAAACCCAGACCAGAGGCUCGCAGCAAUCCAGCAGCUCUUCGACAAGCCACAGCAAUAGGAAAACUAGACAUUGUAUGGCGAACAAACAUGGGCGAUCGUGGUCGACUUCAAACCAGCCAACUUCAGAGAAUGGCACCACAGUAUGGAGAUGUACGAGUGACAGUUGAACGAAUUCCCAGUGUGGUUCGUUUGGAAGAACAAUUUGAAGUUGGAUUAUCUAUCUCUAAUAUAUGUGAGCGGAUUCUAGAACUACACCUUGAGUUUCUGGGAGGUGGUGGAGGUUCAGAGUGGAGUGGAGUCAGCAGUUGCAGUCUACCACCUCUUCAGCCUGGACAGUCUACUGAUCUCUCACUCACUUUACUACCACUGCAAACUGGUUUGCAGACUAUUGCUGGAGUGCGCUUGACCGACACCUUCCUAAAAAGAGCAUAUGAUUAUGAAAACUUGGCUCAGGUAUUCAUAACAAAUGACAAAUCUGUAGAGAAAGAGGCAUUCUUUUCUGCAUGGGUCAACCAAGCUGCUUAAUUAUUUCUUAUUUCCUAAUACUGUUGGUAUGUAAUAUGAACAUAUAAUGUAUGUUACUGAAACUUGUAUGCUAUUGUACAGUAUUGUACUUUUGUUACUGUAGAUUAAUUUUGUUAAUGACUUGUUCACUGUUAUGUUUCACACAGGAUUUUGAAUCCUUUAUGAUUUUAAAAAUGCAAAAAAUAGCUUAAGACAUUGUCAUUAUGUGAGAUUAAGAAAGGAUAAUAAAAAUACUGUAUGAGUUUAUAAUUGUUUAUAACAUUUGGCUGUGUGUUAUAGUUAUGAGAUGAUGGUACGUGUAUUUUAUUAACAGCUAUUGGCAAUGUAAAUACCCUUGCAUUUAUGUGACCACUCAUUAAGGGAUGUAAAAGUCAAUAUUGAAUAUUAUUACCAUCUGCAGCCUAUACUAAUGUCAGUACACGGCAAUCUCCAAAAUCUGGAUCAUUUCAUUCUGGACCCACUCCGAUUUCCGAAUAAUUGUUCUUUAUUGGCUAUAGCCAAAUUUUCAAGAUUUUUCUUUUGGCAAAAGAUAUAAUACAUGUUUAAGCAGAUUCAAACUUACAAAUAUGUUUUUGUGUGAAUAAAAAUUGAGUUAUA
Molecule: messenger RNA, 2289 nt
Organism: Procambarus clarkii (red swamp crayfish)
Lineage: Eukaryota; Metazoa; Arthropoda; Malacostraca; Decapoda; Cambaridae
Source: RefSeq, a predicted model, not a curated record